AUGAUGGAUGCCUGGUCCGAUCGAAAGAGAAGAAGCAUUAUGAAUUUAUGUGUUAGUUCAAAGAUAGGUACCGUUUUUUUAUCUUCAAAAGAAUGUUCCGGUGAAGCACAUACAAGCCAACACAUAUAUGAGUAUGUGGAAUCUUGUAUUCAACAAGUUGGUCCCGAGAAUGUUGUUCAAGUUGUUACCGAUAAUGCCACGAAUAACAUGGGGGCGACGAAGUUGCUAAAAGAGAAAAUAUCAUCUAUUUUUUGGACAUCAUGUGUGACACAUACCAUUAACCUUAUGCUUGAAGGUAUCGGAGCACUCCCAAUGUUUAAAAAAUCCCUAGAUCAAGCAAAGAAACUAACCAUAUUCAUUUACGCUCACCACAAAACCUUGGUGAUGAUGAGAAGUUACACCAACAAAAGAGAAAUUAUCCGAUCGGGAGUCACGAGAUUUGCUACCGCCUUUCUAACAUUACAAAGUUUGUCUGAAAAAAAGGAGCAACUAAGACAUAUGUUCUCUAGCAACGAAUGGGAGGAAUGCAAAUUUUCCGGUAAGCCUAAAAGGAUUGCCUCAUAUAAAACUGUGACAAGUGUCCAAUUUUGGUCAAGUGUGACACAAUGUUUAAAGGUAUUCUCCCCUUUGGUGAAAGUCCUUCGAAUGAUUGAUGCGAAUUGGAAGCCCUUAAUGAGUUUUGUUUACGGGGAGAUUAAAAUUGCAAAAGAAGAAAUUAUCAAAUCUUUGGGUGGUAACGAGAAACAUUACAAGCCUAUUAUAGAUAUCAUAAACACAAAGAUGAAAGGUCGGCUAGAUUCAACUUUACAUUUGACAUCUUAUCUUUUGAAUCCGUAUUAUCAUUAUAAUGAUUCACAACUCCAAUAUGACCACGAUGUACAUACAAAGAAACGAAAUAGAUUGGAGACAACAAAUAAUUCUCUCUCGGCUCAAGAAUGGAUUGUUGAUUGUGAUGAGUGUGAUGUAGAUGAAGUAGAUCUUAAAAUGGUUGAUGAUGCUCUAGCAACCGAUGUUAGUCAAGCACCCCGAGAAAGUCCAAGAACGAAGGAACUUUUAGAUGAAGAUUUCGAGUCCGAGAGUGAGAGUGAGGAGCAAGUGUUGGAAGAAGAAGAAUAUGAGUCGGAUGGGGUUCAGAUAAUGGAAGUAUAUAAGCUAAUCUAG
This is a messenger RNA of Lactuca virosa, 1161 nucleotides long. The record is from the annotation of a GenBank genome assembly. Lineage: Eukaryota; Viridiplantae; Streptophyta; Magnoliopsida; Asterales; Asteraceae.